GUUUCUUCUCCUGCAUGACCUUUCUCAACACCAAAGUCAUUGAACUCCAUGUCUGUCAUUCCACAAGGAGAAGUCAUCCACACCUAUAAACUCAUAGACGAGAGAGAGAAGGAAAUGUUGGGUCACCUAAGGUUAUUGACUGGGUCAACUAGAAGAAAGAAGAAACGAACCGAACGAUCAACGCGUAGCAUGUCAUUUGAGGCGUUUUUUCCUUAGUUCGGGUUGAGCUGCACUUGACAUACGACGUCCUCAGUUGUUUAUUCCACAAGUUCAUCAUCGAAUCCCAAAGUUAAAUUUCAUCAUUUUCCUAGCAUCUCCCUUUAAAAUCAGACUGCAUACAGGUAAUUAUAGAUGAACAACUAAAUCUCUUCGUCUCGUUCACAAUCUAGGAUACAACAAAUUUGCAUAUCACGAAAGACAUUGUCAUUCCCUCAGCAGGAAUCCGCCUUAAUAGUCUACUUGAAAUUCAAAUUAUGCCGAAACCCUUUUUAACGACCUCAUCGAUCCUCGUGCUCCUGUUCUUCGCCAGUCAAAGGGGAAAUGUUGUCGUCAGCCAAUAUCUAAACAAACAUCUGUUUGUAGACGAGCGCAGCUUGAUUAAACAGGAUUCGGAAGCUCCCGCUGGUAUAAAUGCAGCUGAUGUAACGAAUGAGACUGAGGCAUCUAGUGUAGCCCCUCCAUUCGAUGUCGGAGGCAACCUUUUGUCUGCAAUCUCCAUCCUGUCUAGAGUCUUUAAUGUCUUGGAAGCCAUCGACCGAAGGAUCCUACCACAACCGAUGACUGCACUAAAUAUUUUAGACGGCGUGCGAAAGUUGGAAGAUCUCAUCCGCCCUAACUACGAAGGGCAAUACAAGAAAGCAGAAGACUCUAUAUCACGAGCCUUAUACGACAUGGGUCUUAUGAAGUCUGGUGCAGGAAGUCAAGGAACAGCAGAAGCCUCACAGUUCCAGGAAUUUUUGUGGCUUGAAAGGGCGCGACUCAUAGAUGGCAACAUUAUUCUGCUCAUGGAAGGCUUACUUGGUCGACAGGUUGCUGGCGCUGAUUUGAUGGAGAACAUUCAAGACGGUCUUAAAUGUGACGUCAUGGACGUCUUAGAAAAAGUGAAGCGAUAUAAUGAUCUUAUCGAAAGCGGCUCGAUGGCUUUCAAUCAUUUCGCGACGUUAGGAAAAAUGUCCGAACUGGAGGUGGCUCGAAGAAGAGCCGCGUUCGAGCAGCGUAACGUCAGAGUUCUAGCGCGAAGCGUGCAAGUCGGUGAAGAAUGUUUCCAGCGCCAGCUGAGCGAAGUACGUGAAGGAUCGACAACAGAACAAGCUGCUGAACAAGUGGCACAAGUCAUGUCUACUCUCUAUCCAUUGCCGACACGAUGGAUUGUCGCUGUCUACCAGGAUAAAAAGGAAAAGAAGCUCCCACGUGGCUCUGUCAAACCUCUCAAAUCAAAACUUUCUGCCGACUUUAACGUUAUUAUUAACGGCUUUCACGUAGCUUUGUUUCCUUUCCUCGACGGGAAGAUGCCACAGAUGAUCGACGGUCUUCGGAUCGACCACUUUUGCAACCGGCGCGUCAAAGCAGCCGGCCAAAUGCCAAUCUGCGAUCUUGGCAGCACUGACGGGGAAUUUAUCUACGAUGAGCUGAGACGGUUGGGCAUCGUUUCUGAUUCGCUCGAUUUGAUCGUCGUGCCUUCAGAAGGCCAGCUCAGUGCAAGGACUGUACCGCUCGGCAGUUUACCACCCUUUUUCGCUAAAAAAUACCCUGACUUCGAUAUAAUUGCGUUUUAAUUGAAUUAUUUUUUAAAUCAUGGAAAGAAAAGGAUUUUCUUAAAAAUUUAAAAUGCCUUUUUUUUAGAUGAUAAUUUAUUGAACUUGUACGGUGGCUUUUGGUUUUCAUACCACUUAAAAUUAUUGAAAUAGUUUUGCGAAUACAAUGCUUUAUGGCCAUUGAAAGGCAUAAAGCGACAAGAUGAUUUAAAACUUGUAAAACCAGAUCUUUUUC
Daphnia magna is the source of this 1989-nucleotide messenger RNA. RefSeq lists its product as uncharacterized. The transcript is spliced from 3 exons. The record is from RefSeq and is a predicted model, not a curated record. Lineage: Eukaryota; Metazoa; Arthropoda; Branchiopoda; Diplostraca; Daphniidae. The coding region runs from base 474 to 1775 and encodes 433 amino acids.